GCUUUGAAUGUGGAAAGAGCUGCUGUUGGCGUAGCUCUGUGCUGGGAGUCUGAGUGAUUUGCGGGUGCUCUCAUGGAUGGCAGGCCCAUCACUCUGGGGCUCCUCGCUUGGCCCAGCCACUUGGGGUGAAGGCCAAGUAGUUUGGCAAGAGGGCCUGGGGACCCCUGAUACCAGCAGUCACUCUCCGGGCUCCAGGCCCACCGCAGUAAUUUCCUGCACACCUCGGCUUUGUGUCUCCCCCACACCAGCUCACCCCCUGCGGCCUCUCUGAUGGAUGGGGGAGCUCCUGGACUUCUGGCAGAGCAGCCCACAAACUUUCUCCUCUCAGCCCCUCUCCCCUCCCUCCCUCCUCCUCUGCUCCCUCCCACGGCCGCUGUGCAGAGCUGCCUCCUCCUCCCUCCCCGAAUCUGCAGCGUGACUGGAAAUAGGCUGAAUUCAUCAGCAGAUUGAAGCUGCGCUCUGCUGUGUCUGGUUCUGAUUCUCUGCAGCACCGCUCGGCUCCGCACUCACUCCUGUGCUCUCCUUCCUGGCCCCGCUUCUCCACCCGCUCGCUCUCCUUCCCUCCCUGCCUCUCCCCCUGUGCUUGGAAGUUCCGAGGCAGACCAUGCUCUUCAAGCAGGCAGAGCUCUGGAUGCCCCACCAGGGCAAAGGCAACAAAGGCGAGCCCCCCUUGGCCCUGGGCCUGUCCACGCGGAAGGCCCUCAGCAUCCUGAAGGAGCAGCUGGAGGCGGUGCUAGAAGGACACCUGAAGGAGCGGAAGAAGCGUCUCACGUGGAAGGAGAUGUGGAGGAGCAGCUUCCUACACCACAGUAACCGCUGCUCCUGCUUCCACUGGCCCGGCGCCUCGCUCAUGCUCCUGGCUGUCCUGCUGCUGCUGGGCUGCUGUGGGGGCCAGCCGGCCGGCAGCCACGGGGUGGAGCUGGUGAACGCCUCAGCGCUGUUCCUCUUGCUGCUGCUCAACCUUGUCCUCAUUGGGCGGCAAGAGCGCCUGAAGCGUCGUGAGGUGGAGCGGAGGCUCCGAGGGAUCAUUGACCAAAUCCAAGAUGCCCUCAAGGAUGGCAAGGAGCUCAAGUGGCCAAAUGCCUUGUACCCCGACCUCCACAUGCCCUUUGCACCAUCCUGGUCCCUGCACUGGGCCUACAGAGAUGGACAUCUGGUCAACCUGCCGGUUAGCCUGUUGGUGGAAGGAGACAUCAUCGCUCUGAGGCCCGGCCAGGAAUCUUUUGCCUCUCUGAGGGGGAUCAAGGAUGAUGAACACAUCGUCUUGGAGCCGGGAGACUUGUUUCCCCCUUUCUCCCCACCCCCGUCCCCCCGGGGAGAAGUGAAGAAAGGCCCACAGAACCCCCAGCAGCACCGGCUCUUCCGCGUCCUCGAGACCCCUGUGAUCGACAAUGUCAGAUGGUGCCUGGACAUGGCCCUGUCCCGCCCAGUCACUGCUCUGGACAACGAGAGGUUCACGGUGCAGUCGGUGAUGCUGCACUAUGCCGUGCCCGUGGUGCUGGCUGGCUUCUUCACCACCAAUGCCCUGCGCUUCAUUCUGAACGCUCCUGGAGUCACCUCCUGGCAGUACACCCUGCUCCAGCUGCAGGUGAAUGGCGUCCUGCCCAUCCUCCCCCUGCUCUUCCCAGUCCUCUGGGUUCUGGCAACCGCCUGUGGAGAAGCCCGAGUCCUGGCCCAGAUGAGUGAGGCCUCGCCCAGCUCCCUGCUGGCCAAGUUCUCGGAGGACACACUCAGCAGCUACACAGAAGCUGUCUCCACUCAGGAGAUGCUGCGCUGCAUCUGGGCCCACUUCCUGCGGGUGAUCCAGGGGACGUCGCCGACGCUCAGCCGCAGCUCCAGCUUGCUGCACAGCUUGGGCUCUGUCACGGUCCUGUGCUGUGUGGACAAGCAAGGGAUCCUGUCGUGGCCAAACCCCAGCCCAGAGACCGUGCUGUUCUUCAGCGGGAAGGUGGAGCCGCCGCACAGCAGCCACGAGGACCUCACGGAUGACCUGUCCACCCGCUCCUUCUGCCACCCCGAGGUAGUGGAGGAGCCCCAUGAACGAGACGCCCUCCUCAUGGGCUCCCUGAACACGACCCUGCAUCUUUCCAAUGAGCAGGAGCGUGGCGACUGGCCUGGAGAUGGUCCCAAGCCCCCUGAACCCUACUCUCACCACAAAGCCCACUGCCGCAGCAAACACCCGUCCGGCUCCAACGUGAGCUUCAGCCGGGACAUAGAGGGCGGGGAUGAAGAGCCCAGAAAGGCCCAGCCUGGGCUGGAGAGUGAGCCCUACGAGACAGAGGACUUCGUGUGUGACUACCACCUGGAGAUGCUAAGCCUGUCGCAGGACCAGCAGAAUCCCUCCUGCAUCCAGUUUGAUGACUCCAACUGGCAGCUCCACCUCACCUCCCUCAAGCCCCUGGGCCUCAACGUGCUGCUGAACCUGUGCAACGCCAGCGUCACCGAGCGGCUGUGCCGCUUCUCCGACCACCUGUGCAACAUCGCCCUGCAGGAGAGCCACAGCGCCGUGCUGCCUGUGCACGUGCCCUGGGGCCUCUGUGAGCUUGCCCGGCUCAUUGGCUUCACGCCAGGGGCCAAGGAGCUCUUCAAGCAGGAGAACCACCUGGCGCUCUACCGCCUCCCCAGUGCCGAGAUGGUGAAGGAGACUUCGCUGGGGAGGCUCUCCUGCGUCACCAAGCGACGCCCUCCCCUCAGCCACAUGAUCAGCCUCUUUAUCAAGGAUACCACCACCAGCACAGAGCAGAUGUUGUCCCACGGCACGGCCGAUGUGGUCUUGGAGGCCUGCACUGACUUCUGGGACGGAGCUGACAUCUACCCUCUCUCGGGUUCCGACAGAAAGAAAGUGCUGGAUUUCUACCAGCGAGCCUGCCUAUCUGGUUACUGCUCUGCCUUCGCCUACAAGCCCAUGAGUUGCACCCUGUCCUCGCAGCUCAAUGGCAAGUGCAUCGAGCUGGUGCAGGCACCUGGCCAGAGCAGCAUCUUCACCAUGUGCGAGCUGCCCAGCACCAUCCCCCUCAAGCUGAGCACCCGCCGCAACAGCUGGAGCUCCGACGAAGGGAUCGGGGAGGUGCUGGAGAAGGAAGACUGCGUGCAGGCCCUGAGCGGCCAGAUCUUCAUGGGCAUGGUGUCCUCCCAGUACCAGGCCCGGCUGGACAUCGUGCGCCUCAUCGAUGGGCUGGUCAACGCUUGCAUCCGCUUCGUCUACUUCUCUUUGGAGGAUGAGCUCAAAAGCAAGGUGUUUGCAGAGAAGAUGGGCCUGGAGACAGGCUGGAACUGCCACAUCUCCCUCACGCCCAAUGGGGACAUGCCUGGCUCCGAGAUCCCCCCCUCCAGUCCCAGCCACGCGGGCUCCUUGCAUGAUGACCUGAAUCAGGUGUCUCGAGAUGAUGCAGAGGGGCUCCUUCUGAUGGAGGAGGAGGGUCACUCUGACCUCAUUAGUUUCCAGCCCACGGAUAGCGACCUUCCCAGCUUCCUGGAGGACUGCAACCGGGCCAAGCUGCCCCGGGGCAUCCACCAGGUGCGGCCCCAUCUGCAAAACAUUGACAACGUGCCCCUGCUGGUACCCCUCUUCACUGACUGUACCCCCGAGACCAUGUGCGAGAUGAUCAAGAUCAUGCAGGAGUAUGGGGAGGUGACUUGCUGCCUGGGCAGCUCUGCUAACCUGCGAAAUAGCUGCCUUUUCCUGCAGAGCGAUAUCAGCAUCGCCCUGGACCCCCUGUACCCAUCCCGCUGCUCCUGGGAGACCUUUGGCUAUGCCACCAGCACCAGCAUGGCCCAGGCCUCGGAUGGCCUUGCGCCCCUUCAGCUCUCCGGGCAGCUGAACAGCCUGCCCUGCUCCCUGACCUUCCGCCAGGAAGAGACCAUCAGCAUCAUCCGCCUCAUCGAGCAGGCACGGCACGCCACCUACGGUAUCCGCAAGUGCUUCCUCUUCCUGCUGCAGUGCCAGCUGACUCUCGUGGUCAUCCAGUUCCUCUCCUGCUUGGUCCAGCUGCCCCCACUCCUGAGCACCACUGACAUCCUGUGGCUGUCCUGCUUCUGCUACCCUCUCCUCAGCAUCUCUCUGCUGGGGAAGCCCCCUCACAGCUCCAUCAUGUCCAUGGCGACCGGGAAGAACCUUCAGUCUAUCCCUAAGAAGACCCAGCACUACUUCCUGCUCUGCUUCCUGCUCAAGUUCAGCCUCACCAUCAGCUCGUGCCUCAUCUGCUUUGGCUUCACGCUGCAGAGCUUCUGCGACAGCGCCCGGGCGCGCAACCUCACCAACUGCUCCUCCAUCAUGCUGCCCAGCUCCACCGACACGGCUCCAGCCUGGUUUGGCGACUUCGCUAACGGGCUGCUGACAUCCCAGAAGCUCGCCGCCGCCCUGAUCGUCCUGCACACUGUCUUCAUUUCUAUCACCCACGUGCACCGCACCAAGCCCCUGUGGAGAAAGAGCCCCUUGACCAACCUCUGGUGGGCCUUGACGGUGCCCGUGGUGCUGCUGGGGCAGGUGGUGCAGACGGUGGUGGACCUGCGGCUGUGGACCCAUGGGGCUAGCCACGUGCACUUUGGCCUGGAGGACGUGCCGCUGCUGACGUGGCUGCUGGGCUGCCUCUCGCUGGUCCUCGUGGUGGUCACCAACGAGAUCGUGAAGCUGCAUGAGAUUCGGGUCCGGGUCCGCUACCAGAAGCGACAGAAGCUGCAGUUUGAAACUAAGCUGGGCAUGAACUCUCCCUUCUGAGCCAUGGGCCGCAGAGGCCAGUUGCCCUGGUCCCUGGGGCUGAAGCAGACCCGUUUUGGGGUAUGGGUGGGUGGUAUCACGAACGUUUCAGGGUUUUCUCCUGCAUCUCAUGGCACUGGAGGCCCCGGUCCCAGGGCUUGUCAUCUGUUGCGCGGAGGCGCUGCUGAGCCUGGGCCCCAGGUCUGCCUGCUGGGCGUCCUCCGGGUCUAGGCAGGGGCGUCUUGAGUGUGUGAUAUUGAGCGCUUAGUUGAAGGCCCUCAACCCCUCCCACCGUGUGUGUGCCCCCUUCAGGGUCCUCUAACCCAGUGCCCUCUGCUCUUGGGCCUCUGGGGCAGCGCUGUGAAUAUGGGGCGGCGGGGAGCAGUGCCUCAACUUUUUGCCAGCGCGGUGGUGGCAGCUAUGAGAGGUUGUGCCUCGCUCGGGCGGCUGCUGCUGCGGGGGUGCCGGAGCCCCACCCCGCGCCCCUCAUCCUGUCUUCCCGGGGCAGGGGCCGAGGUGUAGCCAGGCAUUUCUCCUCCCUCCACCUGUGGGGACCCGAAGAAGGUGAAAGCCCCUCACCUGGGCCUGGAAGUGCUUCCCGUGGCCACCCUCAAGCGAGCCGUGGGGUCAGUCUUGGGGACCCAGCCCAGGGGGCCCCUUUGGGCCCCUGCCCGAGUUCUCCUGUGAGAAUGUUUUUACUGGUGUAUAUUUUUUACUGGAAAUGAGCCUUCUAGGAAUGAAUGUAGACUGGUUUGUAUUAAAACUUGUAAAUUGCUUAAGAAAAACCUGUGACUGGUCCAUGAGGCUUCAGCCAGUGAGGGAACCCCAAAGAUGAGGCGGCGGGGGUGGGGGUCACCCGAGCCUUCCUCCUCAUCCGAGGUGGUGCGCGGCGUGGCCCGGCGGUGGCGGCACAGACCCAGACACACAGCUGCUCGUGCGGCACGACACGUUCAUUGGUGUUAGUCGGGGGAGAGGUUAAGGUUCCAGAACUGGGGCCUGGGCCACGGUGUCAGGCUCCUGCCCCCAGGCUGGCAGCAGGCACUUCGGCUGCCAUCCAAAGCCCCUCCCCACUACGUCCUUUCAGGCAGUUAUAGAUAGAAUAAAUUCCAUUUAAAAUAUAUGCAUUUCUCUCUGCUUAAAAAAUAACAUUUACAGUUGAAAAAGCUUGGACUUCAGGGUUCUCUUCAUAGUGCC
This is a messenger RNA of Talpa occidentalis (Iberian mole), 5890 nucleotides long. It is a transcript of the gene TMEM94, whose product is annotated as transmembrane protein 94. Bases 605 to 4717 code for a protein of 1370 amino acids. NCBI's taxonomy places the organism in Eukaryota, Metazoa, Chordata, Mammalia, Eulipotyphla, Talpidae. The transcript is spliced from 31 exons. The record is from RefSeq and is a predicted model, not a curated record.